AUGAUUUGUUGUUUUCGAAUGGGAUUCCUUCUGAUUCGAGCAGCUACUGCUCCCACUGCAUUUGCUGUUCUCACAGUGCGGGGAACUAGAGAAGCCGGGGGCCCUGUAGCAAAUGCACGAAAUGGGGACCAUCUUGGGCGUGAGCAUGACGCUGUUCGUGAUCGGGUUCGUCUCCUCGGUGCUCAUCCUCUGCGUGCUCCUCGUCGGCCUCUCGAUAUGCCUCUGCCGCCGUCCGCCCCUACAGAGGAGCACCACCACCCUACCCCGUGA
Messenger RNA from Nezara viridula (southern green stink bug), 270 nucleotides. NCBI's taxonomy places the organism in Eukaryota, Metazoa, Arthropoda, Insecta, Hemiptera, Pentatomidae. The record is from the annotation of a GenBank genome assembly.